Molecule: messenger RNA, 435 nt
Organism: Canariomyces notabilis
Lineage: Eukaryota; Fungi; Ascomycota; Sordariomycetes; Sordariales; Chaetomiaceae
Product: WD40 repeat-like protein
Exons: 1
Coding region: 1-435 (144 amino acids)
Cellular component (GO): nucleus
Molecular function (GO): protein binding
Source: RefSeq, a predicted model, not a curated record
AUGAGGUGGAUUACUGCCGGGCCGGUUGUAGAAGAAGAUUGGAAUGCUUGCACACAGACGCUCGAGGGGCAUAGCGGUUCGGUCUGGUCCGUCGCGUUCUCACCCGACUCGAAGCUCGUUGCGUCCGGGUCGGGCGACAAGACCGUCAAGAUGUGGGAUGCAGCGACGGGUACAUGCACGCAGACGCUCGCGGGGCAUAGCCGUUCGCAUGAUGUCACGUCCUUGAAGUUGUUUGCCUCCUGGUCAGGUGACGCGAAGCUCCCCUAUCAAUAUGGUAUAAGCUCGGACUGCAGAUGGAUUACAAGGGACUCAGAAAACUGGCUGUGGCUUCCUCCAGGAUAUCGGCCGAGAUGUUGGGCCGUAGCGGGAUCUACGAUUGCCGCUGGCUGUGAUUCGGGACGUGUCCUAAUUAUGACGUUACCGGCAGACAGCUAG